GUUGGCGUCUCAGGUGGGAAAAGAGAUGUCUCGUCCUGCGGAGGCUCGGGGACCGAAGUGAGGGUGGGGGCAGGACUGUGAUCCCGCAGGCAGACAAUGGACUCCAGCAAGCACUGGGGAGAAUGGUUCCUGAACCUGAGGGUGCCCCCCUCCGGGGUGUUCGGCGUGGCUUUCCUGGCCCGGGUCGCCCUGGUGUUCUACGGGCUCUUCCAGGACCGGGCCCUGCUGGUGAGGUACACGGACAUCGACUACCACGUGUUCACGGACGCCGCGCGGUUCGUCACGGAGGGACGCUCCCCGUACCUGCGGGCCACCUACCGCUACACCCCGCUGCUGAGCUGGCUCCUCACUCCCAACGUCUACCUCAGCGAGCUCUUCGGGAAGUUCCUCUUCAUCAGCUGCGACCUCCUCACCGCCUUCCUCCAGUACCGCCUGCUGCUUCUGAAGGGGCUGGGACGUCGCCAGGCCUGCGGCUACUGCGUCUUUUGGCUCCUUAACCCCCUCCCCAUGGCGGUGUCCAGCCGAGGCAACGCGGACUCCAUUGUCGCUUCGCUGGUGCUUUUGGCCCUGUACCUGAUCGAGAAGGGAUUCAUCGCGUGGGCCGCGCUCUUCUAUGGCUUCGCGGUGCACAUGAAGAUGUAUCCCGUGACCUAUGUUCUGCCCAUCGCUCUCCACCUGCUUCCAGAACGCUACAGUGACCAUCGAUUCCGCUAUUCUUUCCAGGCGCGGCUGUAUGAAUUCCUGAAGAGGCUGUGUAAUCGCGCUUUGCUGAUCUUCCUGACGGUUUCUUCCUUCACCUUCUUUGUCCUGACCUUUGGUUUUUACUAUAAAUAUGGCUGGGAGUUUUUGGAGCAUACUUACCUUUAUCACCUGACCAGGCGGGAUAUCCGUCAUAACUUUUCUCCAUACUUCUAUAUGCUGUAUUUGACUGCAGAGAGCAACUGGAGUUUUACUCUGGGAGUCGCUGCCUUCCUGCCCCAGUUCAUCUUGCUUUCAGCGGUGUCUUUCGCCUAUUACAGAGACCUUGUGUUUUGUUCUUUCCUUCAUACAUCUAUUUUUGUGACUUUCAACAAAGUCUGCACCUCUCAGUACUUCCUUUGGUACCUCAGCCUUCUGCCACUAGUGAUGCCACUCGUGAGAAUGCCUUGGAAAAGAGCUGUAGUCCUCCUCCUGUUGUGGUUUAUAGGACAAGCCCUAUGGCUGACCCCUGCAUAUAUUCUUGAGUUUCAAGGACAGAACACCUUUCUGUUUAUUUGGUUAGCUGGUUUGUUCUUCCUUCUUAUUAACUGUUCCAUCCUGAUUCAAAUAAUUGCUCAUUAUAAGGAGGGACCUCUAAUAGAAAGAAUCAAAUAUGAUUAAUGUCUGUUCUGGAUCUUCUGCCACUUCUCUUACAUUCUGUAAGAAGAGAAGUGUUCUGUAUGGACCACAAAAGAACUUUGGGAAUUUUUUUCCUAAACACUAAGCACUCUAGGGAAAGUUCCCUUGUUCCAACAAAAUAAAACCAGUGUUUGCCUUAUACAUAAAGGGGACCCAAUAAUUUAGGUCCACCUUUUAGAAUAUCUUAGUAGUCAUUUACUUGAAAUAUGAUGGGAGGUAAAGGUUACUUGUUUGAAAAUGGAAAGGCUGAUGAAACAAUCAGAUGCUGAAAGACCCUUGUAGAACAGAUGAAUAAAAGUUAAGAGACACAAGUUCUAAGCCAGUAUUUCUUCCAGGUAUACUAGGCCAAUGUUUUAAGCUAUGCCUUCUCUUCAACCCCUCUCCCACCACUUUCUAAUGUUUUCUUGGCAACUGUGAAAAUUCACAAAGUUUUCCUAAAGUACAACUUUUUAAGACAUAAGGUAUUGAAGAAUACUAUCAUACUUAGUUGGGAAAAUUUUGUAUUAAAUGCCAAGGCUUAGAAGAGAAAUAAUCCAAAGAAUUUAAGUUGUAAUUAUGGUUCGUGUAUUGUUUUGUACUCUACUUUUUCAGCACUUAGUCACAGUGUUGUUAGACUACCAUUUGGUUUUAUAUUAAAAAGGAUUAAAUAUAAGUUCA
Messenger RNA from Dipodomys ordii (Ord's kangaroo rat), 2034 nucleotides. RefSeq names its product phosphatidylinositol glycan anchor biosynthesis, class M (gene Pigm). Gene Ontology annotation, biological process: GPI anchor biosynthetic process. The transcript has a single exon. Gene Ontology annotation, cellular component: glycosylphosphatidylinositol-mannosyltransferase I complex; membrane. Lineage: Eukaryota; Metazoa; Chordata; Mammalia; Rodentia; Heteromyidae. The record is from RefSeq and is a predicted model, not a curated record. Bases 97 to 1359 code for a protein of 420 amino acids. Gene Ontology annotation, molecular function: GPI mannosyltransferase activity; alpha-1,4-mannosyltransferase activity.